AUGGAUGAUUUCUUGGUUUCAAACUAUCGCAGUACAAUUUCCGCCCGACCGGCCUUCAGCCGGAAUGCUGGACUUCCAAUGUCAAGUCCAACUUAUGGCACAACGAUGUCAUCCGGUGGUCGAAUACUGAAAACUGUUACGGAAAUUGGCUCAUCAUCAAUGCAUAGUAGUGGACUAUCACCUUUUGGACAGAGUGCUGCGUCAACAAUCCGCGAUACACGUGAACGUGAAAAAAAAGAAAUGAGCGAUUUAAAUGAUCGUCUUGCUUCUUACAUAGAAAAAGUACGAUUUCUCGAGGCUCAAAAUCGUAAACUAGCCGCGGAUUUGGAUUUGUUGCGCAGCCGUUGGGGAAAAGAUUCCGUCAGCGUUCGUGUAAUGUAUGAAGGCGAGCUACAAGAAGCAAGGAAAAUAAUAAACGAUACGAACAGCGAACGUGAAGAUUUAGAAAAACAGAUUCGAAAACUUUUAGAUGAAGUGGCUGAAUACAGAAAAAGAUAUGACGAUGCACUUCGAGGCCAUCAGAAUGAUCGUGAACGUAUCGAUGAAUUACUAGCUAAGUUAUCUACCCUUGAGGCUGAACUGGAUCUUUUGCGACGUCGUAUAAACAAUUUAGAAGAAGAAAUUAGCCGUAUCAAGAAAGAUAACAUACAUUUCGUCAAUGAACUGAAUAAAGCAAGAUCGGAUUUGGAUCAGGAAACCUUGAAUCGUAUUGAUUACCAAAAUCAAGUACAGACAUUACUGGAAGAGAUCGAUUUUAUGCGACGUGUUCAUGAUCAAGAAAUUGGUGAUUUGCAAGCAAUGGCUGCUCGUGAUACAACAUCUGAAAAUCGUGAAUACUUCAAAAAUGAGCUAUCGUCAGCAAUUCGUGAUAUCCGGGCAGAAUAUGAUCAGAUUUGUAGUAUGAAUCGCACCGAUAUGGAAUCAUGGUAUAAACUGAAAGUGCAAGAAAUUCAAACGCAAUCAACAAGACAAAAUAUGGAACAAGGUUAUGCUAAGGAAGAGGUCAAGCGACUCCGUGUACAACUUUCUGAGCUUCGUGGUAAACUUGCUGAUCUUGAGGGACGUAAUUCGCUACUAGAAAAACAAAUGCAAGAAUUGAAUUACCAACUGGAAGAUGACCAACGCUCUUAUGAAGCUGCUCUUAAUGAUCGUGAUGCACAAAUUCGUAAAAUGCGUGAAGAAUGUCAAGCACUGAUGAUGGAAUUACAAAUGCUUCUUGAUACUAAACAGACUUUGGACGCUGAAAUUGCAAUUUAUCGAAAAAUGCUCGAAGGCGAAGAAAAUCGUGCAGGCUUACGUCAACUUGUCGAACAAGUCGUGAAAACUCACGGCUUUACUGAAGUUGGUGAAACAGAGAGUGUUCGAGUAUUGAAAGGUGAAACAGCUAGUCGUACAUCUUUUCAGCGUUCUGCCAAAGGAAACAUUUCCAUACAAGAUGCUUCUCCUGACGGUAAAUAUAUUCUGUUAGAAAAUACACAUCGUUCGAAGGAAGAAGCCAUUGGUGAAUGGAAAAUAAAAAGAAAGAUCGAUGGUAAACGAGAAAUCAUUUAUACUCUUCCAAGAGAUUUUAUCUUAAAACCUGGAAAAUCUGUCAAGAUUUGGGCACACGGUCAAGGAAUGCACAAUCCACCAGAACAAUUGGUCUACGAUGCAGAAGACUCUUUUGGAACAGGCUCCAACGUACAAACCAUUCUCUUUAAUAAGGAAGGAGAGGUAAUGUCAUAG
Thelazia callipaeda (thelaziosis nematode) is the source of this 1725-nucleotide messenger RNA. The record is from the annotation of a GenBank genome assembly. NCBI's taxonomy places the organism in Eukaryota, Metazoa, Nematoda, Chromadorea, Rhabditida, Thelaziidae.